UCCGUCCCAUCCUCUGGAAAUACUUCUCCCACUUUGACUCAUCUGACGUUCGCGACUUUUAUCACGUUAUCACUCGUGUCUCAUGUUGUUCAGAAGAACUUCCUGCAGCAUUAGUGGCUUUAAAUUCGGUGCGCAACAGCUGAGGGGAGAAGGUGAAUCAAUACCAGACUCUUUAAAAACCUCGCAGCUUUGUCAGUAAGAACAAUGUGGGACGCCAGAGAAGAUAAUGGAUGUACAGCUCGGCUUUAAUAAACUCUCAGCGCUUCACUGAUGGAGAUAAAUCCACGUUUUCUCCUUGGGAAGUUUCUUUUGUCUCCCAAUGAUGGACGGAGGACAGCCGUCAUGGACUCUCACACCUGAGUGUGCAGCCUCUGUCAACACAUGAGAGGAGGAACCGUGUUUUGUCUGAUGGGAUCUCGAGGUGUGUCAGACAGCAGCAGGGCUAUGGGGAUCAGACAUGGGACAAAGAUACAGCAUCACUCCAAACCCAUCGCGAAAAUAUACUGCACUUUUAUUUUGCUUCUGCUCAUUUUCACACCGAGAGUGGAUUCUUCAUGGUGGUACAUCGGGGCCCUGGGUGCUCGUGUGAUCUGUGACAACAUUCCCGGCCUGGUGAACAAGCAGCGGCAGCUCUGCCAGCGGCACCCGGACCUGAUGCAGUCCAUCGGGGAGGGAGCCAAAGAGUGGAUCAGAGAGUGCCAGCACCAGUUCAGAAACCACCGCUGGAACUGCAGCACGCUGGAGCGAGACCACACUGUGUUUGGCAGAGUGAUGCUGCGAAGCAGCCAAGAGGCAGCGUUCGUGUAUGCCAUCUCCUCGGCAGGGGUGGUCUACGCCAUCACCAGGGCUUGCAGCGUGGGGGAGCUUAAGAUCUGCAACUGUGACAGCCACAAGCGUGGACGAGCAAGUGACGACAGGGGCAAUUUUGACUGGGGUGGAUGCAGCGACAACAUCAACUAUGGCAUAAAGUUUGCCAAGGCUUUCGUAGACGCCAGGGAGAGGAUGGUGAAAGACGCCCGUGCACUGAUGAACCUGCACAACAACCGGUGUGGUCGGAUGGCAGUGAAGCGGUUUAUGAAGCUGGAGUGCAAGUGUCACGGGGUCAGUGGCUCCUGUUCUCUGAGAACCUGUUGGCUGGCCAUGUCUGACUUCAGGAGAACUGGAGACUACCUCCGCAAGAAGUACAACACGGCCAUCGAGGUGACCAUGAACCAGGACGGGACGGGAUUUAUGGUGGCUGACAGGGACUUCAAGGGAAGCACCAAGAAUGAGUUAGUAUACGUGGAGAACUCGCCAGAUUACUGUCUCAUGGACCGAGCAGCUGGCUCCUUGGGCACAUCGGGCAGAGUGUGCAACAAGUCUUCAAGAGGCACGGACGGCUGUGAGGUCAUGUGCUGUGGGCGUGGCUACGACACAAUGCGAGUCAAGCGCGUCACCAAGUGCGAGUGCAAGUUCAAGUGGUGCUGCGCUGUGGAGUGCCAAGACUGUGAGGACAUGGUGGACAUUCACACCUGCAAGCCCCACAAGCGACCGGACUGGCUGGACAUAACCUAAAAAGGAGGAGCCGUCACCACAGUCACCACUGACUCAUUAACCCCUGCGCUUUUGACUGCAUUUUAUAACGAGAUAUAUGAUUGGGAUCCUUUAACUGUAAUACCUCUGACUUUUGAGCCUUUGACACUUCAGAAGCUUUUUGCUAAACUGGAAAAUAUACCAGUUACUAUGUGUUGCUUUUAUCUAAGAACAAUUUGAUGAAAAAAAAAACAGACUUGUAAAUGCACCGUUUGUUUAGGAAGAAAUAUGAGGUAAUGUCUUCUUGAUUUAUGUAAAGAUGAUGUGAGCACAUAAUUGAGCUCAAACUCAUGAUCAUAGUAAUGAUCAUAAUAGCAAUUUUUGCCUUAAGAAAUAGAGAUGGAAAUAUCUUUCAGAUUUUGUACAAACACUGACACAUUUAAAUGACAUUAAACCAUUGUAUGGUUCUGCAACAAAUCAUGUAAAAAAAAACAAAGACUGUUUGCUUUUGAUUAAUGCAACUAUAACAAACUAACAACCGGUUGUUUCUUGACAAAGGACAAAUACUUGCACUGUGAAAACAAAGGAACAAAAAGCAGGAGAAUAAUAAAGUAAGUUCAGUUGCAAUGGCAGCGCUCUGUACAGCGGUGGUUCUCAGGAGAAAAAAGGGCACACCAAUAGGACAAAAGAAGUUUCAAAUGGACUGUGGACUGUUGUCUGGAAGAGUCAACAUGUUCACACAUCAUCCUACGUAUCUGAAUCUCAAUAACUAACUAACUAACUGGAGUUGUCUCAUGCAAAUAGUUUCAUUUUUUACCAACAGCUAGCAACUGUCCAGAUCAUAGACUAUAUAUAAAGAUAUGAUGCUAUGAAGUAUUAAGGUCCUGCUGAUACAUGCUUUUGAUCAAUUGCAAGUCAGUCUCAGCUGUCAAUCAUGACUUUUCAACCUGUUUUUAAACACAUCCAUUGUCUUCCACUUAUCUGGGCACUGAGGUAGCCGCCCAAGUCGGGUAUCCUGAACAUCCCUCUCCAUAGCAGAGCUUUCCAGCUAUCCUGGGGAAUUCUGAGGCAUUCCUAGACCAGAUGGGAUAUUUAGUCCUGCCAGCAAGUUCUAGGUGUACCCCAAGGUCUCCUCCCUGUUGGGCAUGCCCAGUAAACCUCCAAAGGAAGGCUCUCAGGAGGCAUCCUCACUAAAUGCCUGAGAAAAAUGUAUACAAUGUGUACCUUGACUUUUUAUUUGGCCAAUAUUUCAUCUGCGAUCAUGGAAGAAUGAGGGUUUAUGAUCUAUACUGCAGCCAGCCAUGCAAUUAAAGUGAUUUGGCUUCACUUUGUCAUGUCUUCCAUCAUUAUAAACCAGCGAUGGCUCAGACAGACAAAAGUUAUGUAUCAAAACCAGCCCCCAUAGUCAGUCCAGUGAGGCCUUUGGGACAAAAUAAUGUUGGUAUGAAGUUGAAGCCAGUUCAACUUUUGUCAGAGCACAAUGUAAUGUCAUCUGACAAGCAUGAGCCAGUUGAGCAUAUUCCGAGUUGAUUUGUUUGAGACAAGAAUGAUGCAAUUCCAAAUUAAAAUCGAUGACAGUAAUAUUAUGUUUGAAGUGAUGACUUUUCGAAGUUGUAAUUUCCUGUUCCCCGCAACAAAUUGAGGUGAUUGGGUGUAACUCACAGAUUUAUGUCUCAAACUGGCCUUCAGAAAUCCUGUCUCAUCUAAUGCUCCACCAACACAACGCCUUGAUUUUUUUUGUCUGAAACAGGGUUGAUUUUGAUGUGAAUACUCUGUUAGUUAUCAUCAUUUAAUAUAGUGUUAAAACACAUUUGUAUGCUUGAAUAUUUUCAUCCAUCCAAACUUGAGUGGUAAGCAAGACAUGAAGGCGGAAGGUUUUAAAUUUUGUGUACAGUAAGAUAUUAAAACAAGUUUAAAGCUGUAAA
This is a messenger RNA of Paralichthys olivaceus (Japanese flounder), 3437 nucleotides long. Its product is annotated as protein Wnt-2b-A-like. Gene Ontology annotation, molecular function: frizzled binding; cytokine activity. Gene Ontology annotation, cellular component: extracellular region. The record is from RefSeq and is a predicted model, not a curated record. Gene Ontology annotation, biological process: cell fate commitment; multicellular organism development; neuron differentiation. NCBI's taxonomy places the organism in Eukaryota, Metazoa, Chordata, Actinopteri, Pleuronectiformes, Paralichthyidae.